This is a messenger RNA of Drosophila sechellia, 494 nucleotides long. RefSeq lists its product as uncharacterized. NCBI's taxonomy places the organism in Eukaryota, Metazoa, Arthropoda, Insecta, Diptera, Drosophilidae. The transcript is spliced from 2 exons. The record is from RefSeq and is a predicted model, not a curated record. Gene Ontology annotation, biological process: autophagy of mitochondrion. The coding region runs from base 106 to 471 and encodes 121 amino acids. Gene Ontology annotation, cellular component: mitochondrial outer membrane.
ACCAUAGGUCACACAAAUUGAAUGUGAAAUCACAGCAUCAGGUGGAGAAGGAAGACGCGAAAGCAGCUGCAAUGAGUGACUUACCCGUGGUGAAGAGCAGUACCCAUGAAUAGCCUUAGCCAGAGGUCGCCGUAUAGCCAGAUUGGGAUGGGAGCUGCCGGGGGCUUCCUCACCGGCUUUGUGCUCCUCAAGGCGAGUAAGAUAAUGGCCGUGGCCGCGGGCGGUACCAUUCUGGCGCUCGAGCUGGCAUGGCAGGCGGGACUGGUCAAGCUGGAUGUGCUCAAGACAUUCUCACAGCCGGAACAGGAUCAGUCCCGGGGGCAGCUGCAGGUCAGAGAAAUGUCCCUGGAGGCAGUGAAUCUUAGCCGCGUUCAGGAACUCGGGGAUAAAGCCAGGAGGGCGUGUGCAACCAGCGGUCGUCUGGGUGUGGCCUUCUUGGGCGGCUUUCUACUCGGCUUUGGAUGGGCUUAACUAAUGCAAAUUAUGAUCGCAAC